Messenger RNA from Gongylonema pulchrum, 183 nucleotides. The record is from the annotation of a GenBank genome assembly. Lineage: Eukaryota; Metazoa; Nematoda; Chromadorea; Rhabditida; Gongylonematidae.
AUGGAGUUCUUCCGAGGUCUACUUCUGUCGAUCCUUCUCUCAGGCGAAUCAUUUCAAGUGAUCAGUUCAUCAUACGACCGAUCGGUAAUAAUCUGGAGUCCGAGUAUGGAUGAGCAAAAGCCGGAUCAGAUAUCGGAAAAGAUAAUACAGCUACAAGAAGAUAAUUGGAGUGACGAAGAUUGA